Messenger RNA from Helianthus annuus (common sunflower), 1039 nucleotides. RefSeq lists its product as uncharacterized. The transcript has 5 exons. The record is from RefSeq and is a predicted model, not a curated record. NCBI's taxonomy places the organism in Eukaryota, Viridiplantae, Streptophyta, Magnoliopsida, Asterales, Asteraceae. The coding region runs from base 55 to 903 and encodes 282 amino acids.
UCUUUUACGUUAGUUUAAUAACGCUAUGAAAGCUAAAGAGGUACGUGUAAGUUUAUGUGGCUUACAGCAAUGGCAGCUUCAUCCCCUCUGAGAUCCUUGACGCCUUCAAAACCCUUGUCUAACAUCAUUCUUUCCCUUGGCAAAUUUCACACCAAAUCAACGCGGAUGGAAAUAAGUGAAAUUGAAGCGGAGAAGAAGAAGAUAUUUGUAUCUGGAGCUACUGGUAAAACCGGGAAGAGAAUCGUUGAGCAGCUACUGGCCAAGGGUUUUGCAGUUAAAGCGGGUGUUCGUGAUGCCGACAAGGCCAAAUCGAUGUUCCCGAAUCCGAUUGAAGACCUUCAAUUUGUGAAAUCAGAUGUAACAGAAGGUUCGGAAAAGUUAGCCGACGCCAUUGGUGAUGAUUCGGAUGCUGUCAUAUGUGCUACUGGUUUUCAGUAUUCAUGGGACUUGUUGGCUCCAUGGAAGGUCGACUAUUAUGGUACGGUUAAUCUAGUUGAUGCAUGUCGAAAGGUUGGUGUGAAACGGUUUAUCCUCGUGAGUUCUAUUUUGGUCAACGGUGCUGCAAUGGGCCAGUUGCUUAACCCGGCUUAUGUCUUUCUCAAUGCGUUUGGACUUGUAUUAGUGGCAAAGCUUCAAGCUGAACAGUACAUACGGAAAUCGGGUAUUAACUACACUAUCAUAAGGCCCGGAGGGUUAAAAAACGACCCACCAAAUGGGAACAUUGUCAUGGAACCAGAGGAUACGCUGUCUGAUGGAUCAAUUUCGAGAGACCAGGUAGCGGAGGUGGCUGUUGAGUCGCUGCUUCAUCCGCAGGCUUCUUAUAAAGUUGUGGAGAUAGUUGCACGGACCGAUGCUCCUAAAAAGUCGUUCAUUGAGCUCUUUGGUUCCAUUAAAGAACGGUAACUCAUAUUGUAUCAAACCAUCGAUUUGUAUGUCAUUGUUCUAUACCUUUACGACUUUGAUCAUAUACAUUAAUAUGCAAAAAGAAUGAAAGAUAACCUUGAGAGUUGGAUAUGAAUACUCGAUACAUGUUAUUUCA